Arvicola amphibius (Eurasian water vole) is the source of this 3282-nucleotide messenger RNA. It is a transcript of the gene Ccdc136, whose product is annotated as coiled-coil domain containing 136. Lineage: Eukaryota; Metazoa; Chordata; Mammalia; Rodentia; Cricetidae. Gene Ontology annotation, biological process: acrosome assembly; single fertilization. Gene Ontology annotation, cellular component: acrosomal membrane. The record is from RefSeq and is a predicted model, not a curated record.
AUGGAGGCAGGCGGCGGGGCCGGCGCGGGAGCCACGGGCUGGAGCUGCCCCAGCCCAGGACCCACAGUAACCACUUUAGGCGCUUAUGAGGUAUCUGAGGGUUGUGAGAGGAAGAAAGGCCAACGCUGGGGGUCCCUGGAACGCCGUGGGAUGCAAGCUAUGGAGGGGGAGGUGUUACUUCCAGCUCUGUAUGAGGAGGAAGAAGAGGAGGAGGAAGAAGAGGAAGAGCUCGAAGAAGAUCAAGUAAAGAAAGGAGGGAGUUUGGGUUCCCUGUCCGUGAGCAAGCACCGGGGCCUGAGCCUCACAGAGACUGAGCUGGAGGAGCUAAGGGCUCAGGUGCUCCAGCUGGUGGCAGAGCUGGAGGAGACCCGUGAGCUCGCUGGGCAGCAUGAGGAUGACUCCCUGGAGCUUCAGGGGCUCCUGGAAGAUGAGCGGCUCGCCAGUGCCCAGCAGGCAGAAGUAUUCACCAAGCAGAUCCAGCAGCUUCAAGGUGAGCUGCAACAUCUGCGAGAGGAGAUUUCCCUGUUAGAGCGUGAAAAAGACAGUGAACUUAAAGAAAUAGAGCAGGAGUUGCAUUUGGCUCAGGCGGAGAUCCUGAAUCUGCGGCAGGCUGCAGCAGAUUCCGCAUCUGAGCAUGAGAGCGACAUCGCAUCCUUGCAGGAAGAUCUCUGCCGGCUGCAGAAUGAACUUGAGGAUAUGGAGCGCAUUCGAGGGGAUUAUGAGAUGGAGAUUGCCUCACUCCGUGCGGAAGUGCAAUUGAAGACAUCUGAACCAUCUGAUUUAAGUGUCUCAGACUUCUCUGGGAUACAAGAAGAACUACACCAACUUCGGGAGCGCUACCACUUCCUGAAUGAGGAGUACCAGGCCUUGCAGGAGAGCAACAGCAGCCUCACUGGGCAGCUUGCUGAGCUGGAGAGCGAUAGGACGCGAAGAGCAACAGAACGAUGGUUGGACUCCCACAUGCUAAGGAGCAUGAUGUCAGCAGAGUCUCAGACUUCAGAACUGGAUUUCCCAGAGCCUGAUCCUGAGAUGCAGCUUUUGCGCCAGCAGCUGCUGGGAGCUGAGGAACAGAUGCAGGGCAUGCAGACCAAGUGUAAGGACUUGUGUUGUGAGUUGGAAGAGCUCCAGCAUCAUGCCGGGGUCAGUGAGGAGGAGCAGAAGAGGCUGCAGAGGGAGCUCAAGUGUGCCCAGAAUGAGGUGCUUCGAGUAACUUGCUUUACCACAUCCUCCCGACUGCAGAAUGAGGAACUGAAGAGCAGGCUCUGUGUCCUGCAGCAAAAGUAUGAUGCUAGCCAGGAUGAGCAGAAUGAGCUUCUGAAGGUGCAGUUGCAGCUUCAGUCUGAGCUCCGGCAGCUGAAAAGUCUCAGAUCCACACCUGUAGAGAGCCCAAGUGAGAAGGAGUUAAGGUGCCAGCUCCAGAAGCUGCCAGGUCCCAGCACCACAAGCAGUAUGUGUGAGAAGGAAAAGCGCUGGAAUGCACAGCAUCACCUGCAGGACAAGCUGCGGAACCAUGAGACAGAACUGCAGCAUCUCCGAGGCAUGGUGGACUGCUUGCGAGAGAAAAAUGAUAAGAAUACAGGGAUGCAAGCCCAGCUUCAGGAGUUGAAGGGACUGUAUCAGUCCAGCAAAGAUGAGCUGGAUCGGCAGAAGCACAUGUAUGACCAGCUGGAGCAGGAAUUCCUGCUCUGCCAGCAGGAGCUGUCAGAACUCAAGACCAACCAGCCUGUUUGUGAUGACGAGGGAAACUGUUCCAACAAGUGUGAUGCACUGCUGUCCACGACAGAAUUGCAGGACAAGUUCAAAGCCUGCCAGCAGGAGAUGGGGCACCUGCAGAUGGAGCAGUGUGAACUCCUGGAGGAUCAGAGGAGACUGCAGGAGGAGCAGGGCCAGUUGCAGGAAGAGUUGCACAGGCUCACAUUCCACAAACCAAAUGGCCUCUUGCAGAAGAGUCAGGAGCUGCUUUCAAAGCUACAAGACCUGUGUGAAAUGCAGCUGCUCUACCGCAUGCAGGACGAACAGAGGAAACUGAUAAAGAAUCAAGAAAGUGUUAAGGAACAGUUAGAAGCACACAGAGAACUUCGAGAUUUCAAAGAGUCUAAUUUCCAGGAAGUGUUGGCAAACCCUCAGGAUGCCAAAGGGCCUAAAUCUUCCAGUUGUGAGAAUAAGUUCCAAGGUGCUUGUGACCAGCUGCAGGCUCUGCAGAUGCUAUACGACAGCAGUCAGAGGCAGCAGGAGCUACUGCAGCAGGAGCAUGGGCUCCUAGAAGAGCGGAGGAGGCUGGCAGGCUGAGCUAUCAGCUCUGCCAUGAAGAGAAUGCAGCUGCUCAAACUCAGUCCCCACCAUAAAAUGAGUCUUGAGUCCUACAGAGAAACUUAGGCAGCAUGCCCCCCCAGCAGUGACAGCUUCCACAGGAGUUAUGACAGCACCGUCGAGGACAGUGAGUGCUAUCAAAAGAGUUACGUAAGCUCACAGGUCAGCAAUGAAAGCUUCCUCAAGAGCUAUGACAGCGCGCCAGUUGCAAUGAGGCCUAUCAAAGAGCUUACCGCUCCAGUAAACACGAGUGUGGGCCUACAGAAGAGCUACGGCAGUGCCGCCAGCUCUGAGAUUCACAAGAGUUACGCUAGCGUGGCACCGAUGAGGACCCUGCUUGAGCCUGAAGACAUAGAGCACUUUGAGGAAACAGGCAAGGUGCUGACCAAGUUGCAGGCAGUGAAGGCCCUGUACCAGGUGAGCCAGGAGGACCAAUGGCAGCUGCAGGAGCAGAUGUGCAGGCUGUCUGGUGAAAGAGAGAGGCUGAAGGAGGAGCUAGACAUCUGUGAGAAGGAGCUGAAGGAGUGCAUAGAGAGCCUCGAGAAGCCCCGGCUUCCCCAGGAGCGGACAAAGAAUGAGAUCAAAGAACUGCAGACUAAACUGCGGGAGCUGCAGCUGCAAUACCAGGCUAGCAUGGAUGAGCAGGGGCGGCUUCUGGCAGUGCAGGAACAGCUGGAGGGGCAGCUGCAGUGCUGUCAGGAAGAACUCCGCCAGCUCAAAGAGAGCAGGUCCUCUAUUAGCUCCGAGGCCAGGGGGAAGAAUGGCAAUAAGAACAUGAACAAGAAUGCCAAUGGAGUAAAAAACAAGAAGCUGAGCAAGGCAUGCUCAGAGAUCUCGGACGGCAGCUUUGACAACAGAAAGAACAUGUUUGGGAUGUGGAAGCCUGUGGUAUUCUUGGCGAUUGCAGCAGUGGCUCUGUAUGUGUUACCCAACAUGCGACCGCAAGAUACAGAAUACUGCUACAUGAAGUGA